Molecule: messenger RNA, 1002 nt
Organism: Trichoplax adhaerens
Lineage: Eukaryota; Metazoa; Placozoa; Uniplacotomia; Trichoplacea; Trichoplacidae
Exons: 2
Coding region: 1-1002 (333 amino acids)
Source: RefSeq, a predicted model, not a curated record
AUGGCCGUUCUUUCAUUCAAUGUUCGCACUAUCUACAGUAGUAUACCACAAGCUAUCGGUGCUAUCACCUUGUUUAUUUGUAUAGCUUUAGCCGAAAGUUUAAUUGCUUCACUAAAAGCUGAAACCAAGAAAUAUCGAGCAUUUCGAGCUCAAUUUUUAAUGAUCGUUCAAGUUUUACUCUUGAUUGCAAUACGGUUUAUAUGGGUACGAGUCAAUGUUAAUAAAUGGUCAGGUCAAUUUUGUAAAUAUUAUUUACCUACGAUUUUACGCUAUCUAUUAAUCCUUUAUUUCAGCCUUGUACAAGUAGCCUUUAUUAUUGGUACAUGGCUAAUGACAAAUGAUAAGAAUUACUAUAAUCGUUCAAUGUGUUUCAUCAUUUCACUUUGUUUGGGCUCGUUUUUUUGCCUACUAUGUCUUGUUAUUUUUAUCGAUCUCAUCAAUUAUUUCAAUCUUUGGCAUCAUUCACAAGAAUUACGAUUAUCCAAUAAUUCCAAAUGGCGAGUAUUAACUACAAUUACGGUCUUUCUUUGUAUCACUUGCGUUAUCGUUUUUACUCUCUCGCGAUCGCCUUAUAUCCAAACAGUAAAUGUAUCAUUACGUCGUUUUCGCCGUGGUCAGCAAGGUAUGGUUAUCGCUCAUCUCUGUAAUAUCCACCUCGGCCCCAACAUUGAUCAAUCCUACUUACAAAGUAUCGUUGAAACCACCAAUUCUGUUCAUCCAGAUUUCAUUUUCUUAAAUGGUGAACUCUUCAAUCAUGAUGUUAAUCAAUUGAUUCCAUUGUUGCAACCUUUAAAACAUUUACGAGCUCGACAGGGGAUUUACUAUUCGACAGGUCUACAAAAAAGUAAAUCUUCCGAUGUAGAUAGCUGGAUUAACGCGCUUAAAUCUAUUGGUAUUACUACUUUGAAUAAUCAACGAAUACAGAUUAAGUAUCAUGCCAACAAACUAAAUCAAUUUUAUCUAGCUGGCCUGGAUUUACCUGAGAAAUUCUAUACCAAGUAA